Messenger RNA from Heteronotia binoei (common prickly gecko), 1377 nucleotides. Its product is annotated as PC-esterase domain-containing protein 1A-like. The transcript is spliced from 7 exons. NCBI's taxonomy places the organism in Eukaryota, Metazoa, Chordata, Lepidosauria, Squamata, Gekkonidae. The record is from RefSeq and is a predicted model, not a curated record. Bases 1 to 1377 code for a protein of 458 amino acids.
AUGGAGAAACGCCCCCUUGGAGACCUCUACGAUUUUUCUUCUGAACACGUCCAAAAACUGCUGCACAAUAAAUUUGUGGUGAUUUUAGGCGAUUCCAUUCAGCGGACGAUUUACAAGGACCUAGUGCGCUUUCUCCAGGACAAUGGCUUGCUCACCGAACAGGAGCUGAAAGUGAAAGGUGAAGAGACCUUCUGGAAUGACCGUUUAAUAGAAUGGUUCCUUACCAGGGAGACCACUUUCCGGGAGGUGCGCCAAUACCGGAGUGACCACCACCUCCUGCGUUUCUACUUCAUCACCCGCAUUUUCUCAGAAUACGUGGAAAGUAUCUUGGCGGACUUUAAGGCUGGUCCGGUACCCGAUCUCCUGAUCCUGAAUUCCUGUGUCUGGGACCUCAAUAGAUACGCCGAUUGGUCUUCCAAGGAACCGUUAGAGAAGGCCUUCUGGGAGUACCGGCAGAACCUGCAAACGCUGUUUGAGAAGUUGCACGACAUCCUACCGACAUCCUGCCUUAUCAUUUGGAACACCGCCAUGCCAAUCAGUCGCAAAGUCAGGAAAACACCGAACUUGGCGACUCCCGAGGACAUCCUGAGGGCCAACUUCGAAGGGGCCACCCUGUCCUCCUGCUUCCAGUUUGACGUGAUGGACUUGAACUUCUGUUUCCGCUUCUUCGAAGAGUGCCGGGCCUGGGACGGGGUCCACUGGAACGCGGUGGUGCACCGCUUCAUCACCAAGCUGCUGCUGACCCACGUGGCCAGAGACUGGGGGGUCAAAUUGAAACAGAAACAGCCCUCAGACGGGAUAGUCUGGCGUGGAAAUGCAGCUCAGCACCGUGGGCCCCAACGGCAGCCGCUCAUGGCACGGCCACCACCUCCUCCGCGGCAUCUGUCUUCACAAGCCACGUACGCUAAUGGCCUCCCCUUCGCUCCACUUAUUCCCAGACACGAUCCCAACUUCCAACCCGACUCUAUUCCCAGCUCUGGGAACUCCCCUGGAUAUUUUAACUUCGAAGACGACUGGGAGCCCCCAGCGUACCCGGAAGAAAUGCAGUACGGCAGUUUCUCCGGACCUGCUGAUUACGUGCCUGAUGGAGGGCCGGCCAUUCCUCGUCCUUUCCCUAUUGGUCCAGUUCCCGAUGGGGGGUGGCACUUCUCCCUCCCUUCCCAUGUCGAUUACGUGCCUGAUGGGGGGCAGCAGUUUCCGCCUCGCCUGCCCUGCAGGUCCCCUCAAGGUUUCCGGGGCGGGCCCCACAACGGCCUCACCAUGCGCCACCAGCAUUUCUACGGGGAACCCUACCGGCCCUAUUUUCACCGUUCGAACGGCGCCCGCAACCACCCACGGUUUCAGGUGCCCCCCUACGUAGGACCGAGAGGCUGGUAA